Telopea speciosissima is the source of this 540-nucleotide messenger RNA. RefSeq lists its product as uncharacterized. Lineage: Eukaryota; Viridiplantae; Streptophyta; Magnoliopsida; Proteales; Proteaceae. Bases 113 to 481 code for a protein of 122 amino acids. The transcript has 2 exons. The record is from RefSeq and is a predicted model, not a curated record.
AUGAGAUAGUGUUUCAGAGAUGGCAAGAUCUGUAAUCUAAUUGUAAAAGUGGAAUAGAUUUGAAGAAAUUAACUUUAUUAAACUUGUAAAUCCAUUGAGAAAAGGGAGGACUAUGAAGAGCUUUCUGGAAUUCGUGCCUUGCUUCGGCUACCCGAAUCAACCGACUGUGCCGAUAACUCCAUCGCGCAGGGAAGAGUCACGAUCUUUGCCGUGUAGGCAACGCCGCCGAUUGAACAGAUCGAACUCUGUCUCGUCGGCGGUGGCUCAGUGGCAGCCUACGCUUUGUGCGAUUUCGGAGGAUAAAGUAAUCUCGGUUGUGGUAGGGAAAGCAGAGGAAGCUACAAAAUCCGGCAAGAAAGUGGCCCGGAAAACCCCUUCCAGGGCUGAAAUUGGCGUCCAUACCAGAUAUGGUGACAACUUCGCGCGAGCUUCAGUUCCGUUGGCCAUACCUGCGUUCUCCCCGACGGCAUUCUUAUUUUGAAGGAUAUAUCAUCGACGGUGUCGUCCGGCAAGCCCACCAGAACUUCUGCUUUCUCAUUU